Messenger RNA from Strongylocentrotus purpuratus (purple sea urchin), 3911 nucleotides. Its product is annotated as RING finger protein 150. The transcript has 8 exons. Bases 173 to 1510 code for a protein of 445 amino acids. The record is from RefSeq and is a predicted model, not a curated record. Lineage: Eukaryota; Metazoa; Echinodermata; Echinoidea; Camarodonta; Strongylocentrotidae.
AUAGCGCAUGUAGUGAGUUUUUAGUUCACACACAAUAACAAUCACAAAGAUCUUCACCGAGUCUAACUUGACUGGAAAUUUAUUAUUUUGGAAAACCUAAAGUCGGUUCUUUUCAUCCAUACGACGGAAAUUUAUAUUUUAUAUAUGACAAGGAUAUCACUUUGAUGCAAGCAUGAGGAUCUUGCCCCCAUCUAUUCAGGACCUGCCCAAAUUUUUGCACCAUCUAUGGAUCAUAUGUUUCCUUCUACCGCCUUCAUGGGGUCAAAACUACGACCUGUACAGCCAGUCGGACACCUGGACAACGGCCAUUCUCAUCCUCACCUACAAACACCCAAUCUCAAAGAACCUCACGACGGAGAAAGAAGAAAAUGGCCGCUUUGCCACAGGGACUAUAAAAGAAGCCAAAGGCAUUCUGCUGCGACCAUCGCGAAACGUCUACGGUUGUGUCGCCCUGCCAAAGAGCCAGAUACCAAAGCAACCUUGGAUUGCGCUGGUGGAAUAUGGGAAUUGCACGCCUGAGGUGAAAAUGACAUUAGCUGAAGAAGGAAACGCUUCCGCUUUAUUGAUGAUAAAUGCUCCGGAGGUAGACGCUUCUUCAGUAGAUUUUAAAGGGAAAAUCCCUGGCAUUAUUUUGAAAGCUGAGCACGGCAAGCGGAUAGAAGAGCUUGUCAAGAACGUGACGCAGGUCAUGAUCGAGAUCACAGAGGGACCCCAGGUCAUCACUCGUAUAGAGGUCAAGAAAUCAUCGGUUCUCUUCGUCUCAGUCUCCUUCAUCGUUCUCAUGAUUGUCUCACUGGCAUGGCUUGUAUUCUACUACAUACAGAGAUUCAGAUACGCUCAGGCUCGGGGGAGAACACAGAAACAAUUAGGAAGAGCAGCCAAGAAAGUUAUUGCUAAGCUACCCUUAAGAACAGUUAAAGAUGGCGAUCAGGAAAUGGUUGAAAUCGAGGCCUGCCCUAUCUGCCUAGAGUUUUACAGAAUCAGUGAUAUCCUCAGGGUCCUGCCAUGCAAGCAUAGCUACCACAAAACAUGUGUAGACCAGUGGCUGGUAGAAAAUAGAACAUGUCCAAUGUGCAAGCUCAACAUUCUCAAAGCAUUAGGAUAUCAGAUGCCAGCAGCACCCACUGAAGAGGCUCAUUACAUCUUGGAAGUAGGGCAGAUCGCGUUUGGCUCAGGUUUGGACGAUAGCAAUGAAGCCGGGAGCGGGCAGCACGUGGAGCCAGUGCGGACACUUCUCAGCAAUUGUACGACCACAGGAGGGCGCUAUGUGCGGAUGGUAGCUGUCGAGCACGACCGCCAUUCUGACGGCAACGAAUCGGUGGAGAGCCGGAAUGGAUCAUCUAGUUCAGAAGGAAUUCUACCUCCAGUGACGACAACCGUGGAGCUUCACGACCCGAACUCCUCCUCCCGGAACCUUGCAGAAGACGCCUCGGUGAACGGCGCAGAAGAAUCCACCUCGCAAAACCUUGUAGAAGAGACGCAGGAUCCUGGGCAUGCAACAUCUGUUUAGUCGACACAAACAAAGUCUUAUUUAAACAUUUAUGUAUAAAAAAAAGUGUGACAUUUAAAACCACACUAAAACAGGGUGUAAUAUACGUAAUGUCAAGUAACAGAGAAACAGCUUUGCACUUUUUUUUUCUUCUUUUGGUUAUGUUUUGUCAUUUUCUGAAAUAGUACUUAACCGAUUCUGUGCAUCUGUUCUCAUAUCGCUUGGCAUGUUGUAUAAAUCUUGUUGUAUUUCAAAAAGUUAUUAUGGAUUGAUUUGACAAUUGAAUUCCAUGAAUUCUUAAUUCUGUCAGACAUGUCAUGUGUAGAUUCUGCAGUUUGUUUGAAAAAAUAGAAUAGGAUAAAUAGUGUGUUUUAUUUCAUAAUGUGAUGAUACUGAAUGAGAUAUUAUAAAUUUGUAAUUAUUUAUACACUUGGUUUGUAGCUUCAAAUUGAUUAUAAAAGCUCCAUCGUAGCUACUGAUAUAGUGUUGUAGGUUGACAUCACAAUUCUUAGCGUUUGAAAGUUAAGGGCCGUGAGAAAUUAUUAGAUUUCAUUUUGGAUUGGCUGAUAGAGCAGUCUUGCAUUUUUGAAAAGUUUUGAUGAGAAAGUUUAAUUACGAUUCACAUCUGGGUUUUCAUUUCUGUAGUGGCAGUCUGUUUGAAUUUGUUCAAAACGUUUAAAUUGAAGACAUGCUUAACAGUGGUAACACUGAUCUCACUGGCUGAAAGAUUUCUUAUCAAUUUCAUUUACAGCAUUCAUGGAUUUAGAAAAAUAAACACAAUACAGUUUGAUUAAAGGAUGGAUCCUUGACUAUAGCAUUGCAAAGUGUGAUAAUUUAAAUCAUGCUUGAUUAUAAUAAUUAAAUUUUGAUUUAUAGAUUGCAUACUUGUUAAUAAUUAAUGCUCUUAUGCACUUAAUAUAUAUAGAAUAGUUCACCUAUUUAAAAGAAAAAAAUGAAACACUAUUGCAUGAAAUGGUUGGAUGAAUAUAGAACAAAGUUAAGGAUAUGAUGAGACAUUUUAUAAUACAGUAAGUUGGUAGAAAAAAUGGAAGCGUAAACUGAAAAAUCAUCAUGUACCUAAUUAUAUCUAUUUAUCUAUUCAAUUAUUUUAAUUGUUUUAAUUGUUGAUUUUUUGGUUGUUAUUGAGAUAAACAGGUGAAUUUUUCUGCCGCUUGUAUGAUUUCCCUAUGUACUUAUUUCUGGCUGAGUUAGAUGUUGACUUGAUUGUAACUAAAGAGGGCAGCAGAUAACAAUAUGCAACUGUAUAUUUGUGAAAUUACAUAGGAUUGAGUUUGGGUAAAAAUCUGUCCUAUCACACUCUUCUCCUUGAUAUGUAAGAAACACAAUUCAAGGUUGAUUCAAGGCCGAUUAAUUCAGUUGUCAAAUUCAUACAUCCUUGUUUAGCUUGAGAGAUAGUAUACCAUAUUGUCAGAUAUAUUCUUAAUAAAUAAUAAUAAUACAAUAUUUGUAGAGCGCAUAAUAAACAAAUUUUUUCUAUGCGCUGUACAAGCAUGAUUGACAAGAGAAGUAUAAUCACACAAAAGGAAUCAACAAAGAGAAGUAUACAAAUCUUAUGAUAUGAAACAGUAUUUUGUGCAACAAGAAGUCUAGAGACAUCAUAAUUUUGAGUUUUAUCAGAUAUUAUUAUUCUCAUGAGUUAAUAUUUUAUCAUCCUUGCAAACAGACUGCAACCAAAUGGCAAUUAUAUGACAUGCUCUCAGGCCUAGGUAUUGGUUUAUAUUUCCAAGUUUAAUUUGUACUUUUACAUGAUCGUGUAUAAAGAAGCUUACAGUUCCCCAAUGACUACUGUUUAUUAGUGCAAAGCAUUAAGAUUGUUAUGAAAUUUAUUAUCAAUUUUGCACUUGAACAGGGGGUUAUUUUGGCAGAAUAGCAAUGGAUGACUUGUAAUAUUUGAUUUUGGAAAUAUAUUACAUUUUGAAAUGGAAUUUAUAUUGAUCAGUGAGGCGUGGAUUCAGAACCACAUAUAAUAUAACACAUAAAGAAAAAAAGAUGUGUAAAAAGGAUUUUUCUUGUGGUUAUUUUUUCUUGCCAUUAGGUAGAAUUAUUUGCUAUUAAACUAAUGUGCUCACUGUUAACAAAAUUAUGAUGGUAGAUACAUUUGAUAAUAAUUAGACAUGCCAAAAUGUGGAUAUUUUUGUGUUUUCAUUUCUGUAUUAAACCCCCCCCCCCCCUGUUGUAAACAAAUAGAGAAUCAUGUCUGUCUCAACAGAGUACUGAUAUAUAUAUUACCAUAGUUUGUUGAUUUGUAUUGAUUUUUUUUUUUUUUUUUUGGGGGGGGGGGGUGUUGAACUUUAGGGUACAUGAAUGUAUAGAGAAUGGUCGGUCCAUUUAAAGAUGGUUUGUACAUGUAUGUAUGUGCACUAACAAAAGACAAAGCCAUGUUUGCAUAUUAAUACAUGUA